This is a messenger RNA of Saccostrea echinata, 6000 nucleotides long. RefSeq lists its product as uncharacterized. The transcript has a single exon. The record is from RefSeq and is a predicted model, not a curated record. Bases 1 to 6000 code for a protein of 1999 amino acids. Gene Ontology annotation, molecular function: nucleic acid binding. Gene Ontology annotation, biological process: DNA integration. NCBI's taxonomy places the organism in Eukaryota, Metazoa, Mollusca, Bivalvia, Ostreida, Ostreidae.
AUGAGUUCGGGUGAAGAACAAUCCCGUAUCAGGACACCGACGGAAGAAGGACUUUCUUUAUAUAUAAGUAACAAGGAACGCUAUGAAGGAAAAAUCAAUAGUAUAUGGUGUCGUCUCGUAUCUUAUACACAAGACAUUGAAGCAUGUCAAAGUGACAAAACGUCGCUGGAAAAUAUACAAACUGAUGCCCAUCACUUAUUUCAAGAAUACAAAGUAAGUGCGUUAGAAUUUCUGGAAUUUCUUGACAGACCAAACACCGAGCAAAGUAUUACGGACAAAGAAUGUUUUGAAAUAUCUUACCAGAGUAACAUUCACACAGUCGAGGAAAGGCUGCAAAAAAUUAAGGAGCUUUUACAAAAACUGACCGAAUCUGAUAAAUUAGAAACAAUAAGUCAGCAAUCGUCAAGAUCGUCCCUGAGUUCAAUCAUCGCACAGAAAAAGGCAAAGGCAGAAGAGGCUCGUGUGCGUGCUGACUACGCUAAAAAGGAAGCUGAAUUAAAGAGACAGAAGGCAGCUAUGAAAGAACGAAUAGCUGUACAGAACGCUGCUUUGGAAAAAGAAAACGCAGUGUUAGAAGCUGACCUUGAAAUUCUGGUUCAUACACGUGAGGUUGCCGCGACAGAGGCAGCCUUAGAAACACUCGAAAUAGAGGAAGUGAAAUCUAAGGAACUAUUAGAUAUUCCGUCAGUACCGAAAAAGGAACUAACUGAGAAUUAUGUUAAUGAACUCCCAACUGAAGGUCAUUUAAAUCCACGCGCUGUACCAUACAUUCCUCGUCAAACUGUGGCUACUGGUCAACCAACAUUCAUGACCUCUUACCCAGGCCAGGUAGGACACCCGUAUUCAUUUGUACAGCAGCCCAUACCGUUCCAGAGUGAAAAUGUAAGGCCAUUGCAAAAUACGCUAUCUCAAGAUCAAGUCAAGGCUACGGUCGACCAAAAUCGUGGACUAGCAACAGACUUUACUCGUUUUUUACUAAAGAAAGACCUACUGUUAUCUAGUCUGUGUUGUUUUACAGAUAAAGCAGAGAUGUACCCGUCUUGGAAAUCGAGUUUCAAGAAUGUUGUCCAAGAAAUCGGAGCAACCGCCACCGAGGAAAUUGAUAUGCUUGUGAAGUAUACCGGAGGUAUAUCUCAGAAGUACGUUCUCAGUCUGCGUGCAGCCCAUACACGAAACCCGGCUCUAGGACUUAAACGAAUCUGGGAACGCUUGGAUGAAAGAUACGGCAGUCCAGAAAUGAUUGACAGCGCUUUGAAAAAUAAAUUAUCGUCCUUUCCAAAACUUACCAACAAAGACUUUAAGAAACUGUAUGACCUCGCCGACAUCCUUGCAAAAAUUGAAGCUUUGAAGGAAGAGGACAUGUACGGGUCUAUGUUUUCGUAUUUUGACACAUCUAUCGGGAUUGGCCCAAUAGUUUGUAAACUACCAUAUAUGCUGCAAGAAAAGUGGACGACUGCAGCAUCCCAGUACAACAAAAGACAUCAUACACUACAUCCGCCAUUUACGACAUUCUGUGACUUUGUUCGAGAACAAAGCAAAAUAAGAAACAAUCCAGCACUCCAGUAUGAAUUGUCAACUGCAUCAACUGUGAGCCCAGCUGCUUCUCGACAGAAGCCUUCCGAGAAACCUGGAUUUCGGGUAACAGCACGGAAAACGGAUCUACAAGUUUCAAGCUCACCAGGAACAGUAUGCCCUAUACACAACACAGGGCACCCACUCAACACAUGUAGAUCAUUUCGCUCAAAGCCAAUAGCCAUAAGAAGAAAAAUUCUUAAAGACAAGGGAAUAUGCUUCAAAUGUUGUGCAGGCUUUCACAUGGCAGCCAAUUGUUCCACCGUCGUUUCGUGUGACAUUUGCAAAGCUAAAAAUCACCCCACAGCUCUUCAUGUAAUUCCAGAACAAAACAGAGGGCAGACAUCCCAUGGCGGGGAGCAGGCAGACCGCAAUCUUAUAAAUGGUCAACAGAGCACUGAAGUGAAACCAUACUGUACGCAAAUAUGUGGGGACUCAUUCUCCGGCAAAUCGUGCGCGAAAACAGUGUUAGUUCGCAUGUACUCACAAUGUGAACCAUCUAAAGAGACAAUUUGUUAUGCUAUGAUUGACGACCAAUCAAAUCAGUCUUUGGCAACACCAUCUCUCUGUGACUUUUUUAAGGAGAAUUGCACUCAGGAAUCAAUGUACCUGUUGUCUACCUGUGCAGGUCAAACACGUUGUUCAGGUAGAAAAUUAAAGAAUGUCACGAUUGAGUCAAUUGACGGCAAACAAAACUUCCGUCUACCACCCGCUCUUGAGUGCGACCAGAUUCCAGAUGUUAGAAACGAAAUACCAACCCCUGAUGUCGCCUCAUACUAUCCGCACUUGCAGGACAUCGCAUCACACAUACCUCCUUUGAAUCCCGAUGCAAAAAUAAUGCUUUUGAUUGGCAGAGAUCUGAUUGAGGCCCAUCACGUCCUUGAUCAACGAAUAGGACCGCCAAACUCUCCAUAUGCGCAGAAAUUGCCCCUUGGAUGGACAAUUAUAGGAGAAACUUGUCUUGGUAAGGUACAUCGUCCAAAAGCUGUUAACGUCUUGAAAACUAAUCUGACAGAUGAUGGCCGCGUUACGCUCUUCAAUCCCUGUAUCAACUCGUUUGCCAUACGGCAGGAAAAUCUACACCAACCUGUCAAACUCGGAAACAAUCUAUUCCUAAAGACGGAAUCUGAUGACAAGCCUGGACUAUCCACAGACGAUAGAACAUUCUUAAAGAUUAUGAAUGAAGGCUUCCACAAAAAUGAAGACGGUAACUGGUCAGCACCACUCCCGUUUCGCAAUCGGAAUUUCAAGAUUCCUAAUAACAGACCCCAAGCUAUAAAGAGAGCCAAAACUCUUGAGUCAAGCCUGAGUCGUGAUCAUGUGAAGAGAGAGCACUUCUUUGAAUUCAUGAGCGGUAUCUUUGACAAUGCACAUGCCGAAAAAGCACAACAAAUGCCAGAAGAGAGUGAGCGCUGGUAUCUACCAAUAUUUGGAGUUUACCAUCCUCGUAAGCCAAAUCAACUGCGUGCCGUAUUCGACUCUUCAGCUAAGUACGGAGGAGUAUCAUUGAAUGACAUACUUCUUACAGGCCCGGACCUCACUAAUAGUUUAUUGGGAAUUCUACUUCGAUUCCGUCGCGAAGCAGUAGCAAUCAUGGGGGACAUUCAACAGAUGUUCUACUGUUUCAAAGUAGAUGAAAAUCAUAGGGACUUUCUUCGUUUCCUUUGGUAUGAGGACAAUGACUUCAGCAAACCACUGAUAGAAUAUCGCAUGUGUGCACAUGUGUUUGGAAACAGCCCUUCACCAGCAAUCGCUACCUAUGGACUCCGUAAAACUGCCGAGAUCAGCAGAGAAAAUUAUGGUGAAGAUGUCAAAAAUUUCGUUUGCAGAGACUUUUAUGUAGAUGAUGGACUGACUUCAUUACCAACAUCUGACAUGGCAAUAGAUCUAAUGAAGAGGACACAGUCCGCACUACAAACGAUUGGGAAUCUCCGCCUACACAAAAUUGCUUCAAACUGUGAAGAAGUAAUGAGAGCAUUUGGGCCGUCUGAUCUAGCCAAGGACUUAAAAGACCUUGACCUGUCGAAUGAUUCGCUUCCUGUCCAGAGAAGUCUUGGACUCAACUGGGACAUUACGUCAGAUAGUUUUACCUUUAAACUCGCCAAUGAUAUCAAACCAUACACCAGACGAGGAAUAUUGUCAACAAUCAAUAGUGUGUAUGACCCAUUGGGUUUCCUUGCACCAGUCCUUAUUCGAGGCAAGCUUAUACUAAGAGAGUUAACAACGGGAAACGUUGAUUGGGAUGAAAUCUUACCUGAGUCUAAAUAUGAAGAAUGGGAAACUUGGAAAACCUCUUUACGCCAUUUGGAGAAGGUUACUAUCCCACGAAUGUGCAUUUCAAGGUCAUUUAGUGACACGGUAGAUAAGAAACUUCAUAUCUUCUCAGAUGCAUCAGUAAAAGCUAUCGCUGCUGUUGCGUACUUAACAUCAGACAGGCAUUCAAGCGUUGGAUUUGUCCUAGGAAAAGCCAAGGUCGCACCAACCCAUGGACACACCAUCCCAAGAUUAGAGUUAUGCGCAGCUGUGCUAGCCACGGAAAUUGGUCAGACAAUAUCUGAUAAUCUCGACAUUCCGCUUGAAAGUAUACAGUACCAUACUGACAGCAAGGUGGUUCUUGGAUACAUUUGCAAUGAGAAACGUAGAUUCUACACUUACGUCAGUAACAGAGUGGCAAAAAUCCGUCAAUUAUCUCAUUCGACACAAUGGACCUAUAUUCCCACAGACAAAAAUCCAGCGGACUUAGCUACCAGAUCUAUUUCAUCAUCGGAUUUGCAGCAAUGUUCCUGGUUGUUGGGUCCUAAACAUCUAUUCAGAGAAGAGCCAAAUGGGCAGAGAUUUGAACUUCAAAAUCCAGAGGAGAAUAAAGAAAUUCGACCCGAAAUAACUUGUGCUAAGUCAAUAGCAUUAAAGGAAUCUUUGCUUGGAACACAACGUUUUGAACGGUUUUCAUGCUGGAAGAGACUUGUGAACGCUAUUGCUUAUGUUAAACGAUUUCUUAGCGCCAAAAACAAUCUCCCAGAGAAAGACUGUCUUCAAACCGGAAAGGAGGCAGAAAACCUAAUCAUCAAGGAAGUCCAAAGUAAGAUGUUCCCUGAAGACAUUGAAUGCAUCAGCUUACACAAGAAGUUGCCAAAAGAAAGCAAAAUUGCAAAUUUCGACCCAUUCAUCGACGAAUAUGGAUUGAUGCGGGUAGGUGGGAGACUUCGUCAUGCAAAAAUACCAGCUGAUGAACGACAUCCAGUUAUAAUUCCAGGGAAACACCAUGUAGCAUUAUUGCUCAUUCGACAUUUUCAUGAGAAAAUAAAACAUCAGGGUAGACACUUUACCUCUGGUGCCAUACGAUCAGCUGGCUAUUGGGUAAUAGGUGAGAAGCGACUAGUAUCGUCAGUUCUCCAAAAGUGCGUUAUAUGCCGAAAACUACGGGGGCAGAACGAGCAUCAGAAGAUGGCAGGUUUGCCAGAAGAUCGAAUCACUCCUGGACCACCGUUUACCAAUGUUGGUAUUGACACCUUUGGGCCUUGGUCUAUCGUAACAAGAAAGACUCGUGGUGGAGCAGCAAACUCAAAACGCUGGGCCAUUAUCUUCACUUGCUUAACAACACGAGGCGUCCAUCUGGAAGUAGUUGAAGAUUUAAGUUCCACUUCUUUCAUCAAUGCUUUAAAACGAUUCAUUGCGAUUAGAGGGCCAAUUAAAAUAAUUCGCUCAGACUGUGGAACAAAUUUUGUAGGAACUGCAAAGGAGCUGAAGCUCGAUUGCUUUAAUGUAGGAGAUACCCAAGUGAAAACGUAUCUAAAUGACAACAAAGUUCAAUGGAUCUUCAAUGCCCCGCAUUCAUCUCAUAUGGGAGGAGUGUGGGAGAGAAUGAUUGGUGUCACCAGAAGAAUACUAGAUUCCAUGAUGUUACAACACUGCGGGGACCUUACCCAUGACGUUCUCGUAACUUUCCUAGCAGAAGUUUGCGCAAUUAUCAACUCUAGACCACUUUCCGCCGUGUCAUCAGAUCCAGAGGAUCCGUUCCCUUUAUGUCCGUCCUUGCUACUAACACAAAAACCAAACGUACUUCUGUCUCCAGACGUAUCAUUCGAAAUUAAGGACAUAUAUAAAUCGCAGUGGAAACGAGUACAAUACCUGGCAGACGUUUUCUGGAAGAAGUGGCGCGUAAGCUACCUACAAAGUUUACAGUCGCGUCAAAAAUGGUCGGACAACAGAAAGAAUGUAGCCAUUGGCGAUAUAGUGCUCUUCAAAGACUCUCAAUCGAAACGCACUGAGUGGCCUAUGGGACUUGUCACGAAAGUUUUCCCGAGUGUGGACGAAAAAGUGCGCAAGGUCGAGGUGCGCGUUUCGGGAAAACAUUCGACUCACGAGAAACCAGUGACUUACAUUCGUCCAGUAACUGAAUUGAUAGUUUUAAUUUCUAGUGAUGAGUAG